CUAAAAGCCUAAAUUCUAAAAUUUCUACAAACUAAAACAAUUAAAAAGACUAAUAUCCAUAAAGAUACAUGUUUCAGAACAAGAAAUAUGACUUUAAUCUUUCCGUCAAAGUAAAUCCUUUCUCAUUUCUCAACAGUGUUACUUUGCAGUAAAGUGACCUGAUGGGCCUAUAUUUUUUUGUUCAAUUCAGACACUUUUUUGAGAGGAAAAUAAUAGAGAGAACUCUACUUUCUAGCUCAUCAUCCUAAUUCUGAUAGGACUCAGCCAGUUCUCACAUUCCAAAGAUUCUUGAGGCCAACAGUAAUGGAAGGGGAGCAAGUAGUAUUCCUCUUUACAGAAACUGGGUCAGAUACACAGGUAACAGAUGCCCAAAGAUCUUCCAGAAACGUUUUGCAGUGGAUAUUCUUGGGCUCUGUCCAUUUUAGUAGUAAACCACACAGGUUAUUGAUACUUUAUUUAAAUUUAUAAAUCUCUUUGAUCACAGCUGCAACGCUUAGUCAAUAAACCUAUAAGACUUGUAAUGUCCAUUGAAAAUUGCAUAAUGAUUGUAUUAAGCUUCCAUUUCUAUUCAUAAAUAGAAACAAGACCUCGUUUGCAUUUCACUAUCCAUAUAUUAUCUGUUUAUACAUAUUUGCAGACACUCACCUGGGCUCUGCUCAAAUAUGGAGAAAACUUUAAUGCUAUUAGCUUCAGCUUCUCACACGUUUAAAGUAAAUGCAUACUUAGUUGUCAAGUAAACAUAUCUGUACCUUUUUCAUAUUAUCUUUAUCCUUAUCAUUCUUUGUCCAUUUUAUAUCCUCCUAUCUUCCAAAAUAUCUGCUGAGGAGUCCAUUAACAUCCUUGCUUAAUUCUACUGGCUGUUGACCUGCACUACGUACUGGUCCCAUGGUUUCAGAGGCUGGAACCCCAUUCAAUUUGUGUAACCUGGAGAAUGGUUUGCUCUCAGCCUUCAACUUAGAGUUCUAAUGCCCUACAUUGAACUUUUUAAAAAGUAUGUGAUUAAAAUUUUGGGGGGAAGAAAUAAGUUUCAUAUAAUUGGCAUAUUUUGUGCUAACAUAUAACACUUUAUUUGCGUAUUUAAGGUAAAUGCUUUGAGAGUAAAUACUGUCAAGUUCUUAGCAUAAUAUUUUUUGGAGGGCACAAUUUUUUACUUUGAUUUUCUACUCCUUUGAAGUUUUGCUAAAUCUUAGUCCUUAGAGCACUUCAUGGAGGAUGCCUUGGAAUGUAGUGAGCCAGCCUCUAGGAUGCAGUUCCGCAAGAACCUGCCUCAGGCUGGGUCACACUUGGGAUUGAGUGUCGCUAUCUUGGGACCCACGUUUCAAGAUUUGGCAACAAAUGUAAACCGUAAUAUCAGCAGUCUUUCUAUGAUUUUUGUGGGCCGUGCCUUUGGAUAUUUGAGUGGUUCUGUGAUCGGUGGAGUUCUUUUUGACAAUAUGAAUCCUUUUCUACUUUUGGGGGUGUCACUGUUGGCUACCACAAUUGGUCUGUAUCUUGUUCCAUUUUGUAAGACAGCAGUACUACUGGUUGUUAUGAUGUCCGUCUUUGGUGUUUCAAUGGGCAUUCUGGAUACAGGUGGUAAUGUGUUAAUCUUGGCUAUUUGGGGUGACAAAGGAGCCCCACAUAUGCAGGCCUUACACUUCAGUUUUGCCUUGGGUGCCUUUUUGGCUCCACUGCUGGCUAAAUUGGCACUGGGCACAACCGAGUCUGCUGAAAACCACACAGAGGCUGACUUGCACCAUUCCGCACUCAACCAGUCAUCUGAAGCUGACUCAGAAUCUCUGCUUGGAGUACCUCACAAUAUGAAUUUACUGUGGGCUUAUGCUCUUAUCGGUACUUACAUAUUUGUAGUUUCUAUCUUUCUUUUUGCUCUGUUUUUAAAGAAAAGCUCACAGCGGGAAAAAGCAAAAGCAUCUGCUCAGAGGUCUCGAAGAGCUAAAUAUCACAACGCCCUUCUUUGUCUCCUUUUCCUGUUUUUCUUUUUUUAUGUUGGAGCUGAGGUAACAUAUGGCUCUUACGUUUUCUCAUUUGCAAUCACCCACGCUGGAAUGACAGAAAGUCAAGCGGCUGGACUGAACUCCAUCUUCUGGGGGACCUUUGCAGCCUUCAGGGGCCUGGCAGUCUUUUUUGCUACAUGUUUACAACCUGGAACCAUGAUUGUGUUGAGCAACAUUGGCAGCCUGAUAUCAUCAUUAUUUCUGGUGCUUUUUAAUAAGAGCCCAAUUUGUCUAUGGAUAGCAACUUCAGUGUAUGGGGCCUCCAUGGCAACCACGUUUCCCAGUGGUGUUUCUUGGAUUGAGCAGUACACGACUAUCCAUGGAAAAGCGGCAGCAUUUUUUGUUGUUGGUGCUGCCCUGGGAGAAAUGGCUAUUCCUGCAGUAAUUGGAAUUCUUCAAGGAAAAUAUCCCAAUUUACCUGUAGUUUUGUACACCUCUUUGGGGGCAGCAGUAGCCACUGCUGUUUUAUUUCCGGUGAUGUAUAAAUUAGCCACCUUACCUCUCAAUCGUCAGCAAAAAGAACACAGGAAAAGUGAGGACCAGAAAGCUUUGCUCUCUAGCUCUGGACUAAAUGACUAUGAGGAAGAGAAUGAAGAAGAUGAUGCUGAAAAAUGGAAUGAAAUGGAUUUUGAAGUGAUUGAAAUGAAUGAUACAAUGAGGAAUUCUGUAACAGAGACAUCUAGAAAUACUUUGAUGGAACCCACAGCAGAAGUCUCCAACCAAUUUCACUCAAAUGCAUUAGUGUAUGAGUUCUCUCCAGCGAAUACUGACAAGUCCCCUGUGAAUCACCUUGUGAAAAACCAGGACAAAAGGGACUAACUCUUAGAGAAGAUGGAUUAUUUAUUGACUUUCUUGAAUAAUUGCCAGUUCUGGAGAGACCAGUUAGAACAGAGCAUUAACAGAUUUUCAGCAUGCUUUGGGGGAUCAAAAUGUCUAGGUCAGAGUGUAGCAAAUGCUAAAAAGUUUUGAUACAUUCUCUAAUUCCCAGAGUCCUCCAUAAAGAACCAGUGGUCUCAGCAGGAUGUGAGGCUAGUGUUUGGCAUGUGGCUGAUUAGGUAAUAUUUUGCAGUCUUCACCUCUCAGAGCAAAGAAGGCAUUUGUUUUUGAGAAAUUAGGUCAUGUUUAAUAGUAUGAAACCAUCUUCAUUGAAUUGAUUAGUUGAACAAAUUAUCAAUCAGCAGUCUUCUUCCAGGGAAGCUGAAGAGAGUUGUUUCAUAAAACAGCCUCUUUGACCAUGGACAGAGAUUGUUAUUAAUUGUUUUACCCUCUCUGUAUUGUUGGACCAAAGAAUGCUAAUGCCUCAUUUGAUUUCUGAGUUCUAGAAGAGAACACAGAACAGGGCCCUAGACACCUGGCUUCAAGCCUUGACUGCUGCUUACUAGCCUUACAGCCCUACACUCUGUCACUUAGCUCACCGAGGCCUCCUUUAGCUCAUCUCUUGCUCUGUGAUUCUGUACGUGAAAUGAAACGAUUUUCAGACGAGAAUGAGUUUUAAAGUUUGUGUAAGUUGUCUGCUAGAAAUUAAUGUAAGUGCCACCCCAUUCUUCAUUUCAAAUGAGAAGUGACACAACACUGGUAGCUUCAAGAAUGUGCUACUGAUUAUGAAUACAUGUCAACUUAAGAGACUCGGUGUUUAAUACUUUAUUUGAAUAAUUAUCCAAAGAUUACAUUUUGAAGUGUAUUUCAUCGAUUCUAAGAGGCACCAUUUUCCACAUUUUUGACAUCUCUGAAAUCAGAAUAUAUCUUAAAAUCGAUGAAUAUUUAACAUUGGGACAAAUUUAAUUGACAGUUUUUUCCAUACACAUACAUAAAGUAAUGUUGUGUUUUACAACCAGUGUCUUAGAUC
This is a messenger RNA of Molossus molossus (Pallas's mastiff bat), 3840 nucleotides long. RefSeq names its product major facilitator superfamily domain containing 4B (gene SLC60A2). Bases 1206 to 2813 code for a protein of 535 amino acids. Lineage: Eukaryota; Metazoa; Chordata; Mammalia; Chiroptera; Molossidae. The record is from RefSeq and is a predicted model, not a curated record. Gene Ontology annotation, biological process: transmembrane transport. The transcript is spliced from 4 exons.